This is a messenger RNA of Cyclocybe aegerita, 588 nucleotides long. NCBI's taxonomy places the organism in Eukaryota, Fungi, Basidiomycota, Agaricomycetes, Agaricales, Hemipholiotaceae. The record is from the annotation of a GenBank genome assembly.
AUGCUCGCAGACAACGUCAAGAUGCAGGCAGAGGCCCCAGAUUGGCAGCAGCACUUAAUCAGUCUCGACGACGCCAUCGUAGCAGCAUUUGAACGCAGAGAACGACAACGGCAGCAAGAGCGCGAAGCUGCAGUGAAGCUGGCGGUCACACGAGGGAAGACAGCCCAGCUGGCAGCGAGUGAGCACCAGGGACCUCCUACCCCACCUGCCACACUCAAACAGAUGCAAGCCACACGGAGGAGCCUUGCUCAAAAGGCGCGCAGAGCGAGAGAGCGAGCUGCCCAGGGUCAGCUUCAAGAUUCCAACCUGCCCACAUCGAAUGCUGGGGCACCUCCUCCAUCAAAUCGAAGCCUUGCACAGCGUGCGCGUCGAGAGCGCGAAAGAGCUGCACGAGAGGGCAUUCACCAAGACCAGCAAGUGCAGGAGCCAAAGGCACCUCAGCCAUCAAACCGAACUCUUGCACAACGUGCGCGGCGGGAGCGGGAACGAGCUGCUCAACACGGAAACGAACAAGGUAUGCCAACUGUUACCUUUCUCUUUGAUAUUGUGCUCUUCCAUUUCAUUGAGCUGCAAUUUACGCAUGUUUGA